UUAACAAAAUUACAAACAAAAUUCCAUUAUUCUUGGAAUAUAGAAAACCUGAGGGAAGGGGGCCACGAAAGUGGCAGGGAUUUAGCUGGGGCGGGGGUUCAAGUGCGGGCCAGGAACGCAGGGUCUCGGCCGGGGGAGAGGGGGCCAGGAACGCAGGGUCUUGGCCGGGGGAAAGGGGGCCAGGAAUGCAGGGUCUCGAUCGGGGGAGAAGGGGCCAGGAACGCAGGGUCUCGGCAGGGGGAGAAGGGGCCAGGAACGCAGGGUCUCGGCCAGGGGAGAGGGGGCCAGGAACGCAGGGUCUCGGUCGGGGAGAGGGGGCCAGGAAUGCAGGGUCUCGAUCGGGGGAGAAGGGGCCAGGAACGCAGGGUCUUGGCCGGGGGAAAGGGGGCCAGGAACUGAGGGUCUCGACCAGGGGAGAGGGGGCCAGGAACGCAGGGUCUCGGCCGGGGGAGAGGGGGCCAGGAACGCAGGGUCUCGAUCGGGGGAGAGGGGGCCAGGAACGCAGGGUCUCGGUAGGGGAGAAGGGGCCAGGAACGCAGGGUCUCGGCCGGGGGAGAGGGGGCCAGGAACGCAGGGUCUCAGUCGGGGGAGAAGGGGCCAGGAACUCAGGGUCUCGAUACGGGGAGAGGGGGCCAGGAACGCAGGGUCUCGACCGGGGGAGAGGGGGCCAGGAACGCAGGGUCUCGACCGGGGGAGAGGGGGCCAGGAACGCAGGGUCUCGAUCGGGGGAGAAGGGGCCAGGAACUCAGGGUCUUGGCCGGGGGAGAGGGGGCCAGGAACGCAGGGUCUCGGUCGGGGGAGAGGGGGCCAGGAACGCAGGGUCUCGACCGGGGGAGAGGGGGCCAGGAACGCAGGGUCUCGAUCGGGGGAGAAGGGGCCAGGAACUCAGGGUCUUGGCCGGGGGAGAGGGGGCCAGGAACGCAGGGUCUCGGUCGGGGGAGAGGGGGCCAGGAACGCAGGGUCUCGACCGGGGGAGAGGGGGCCAGGAACGCAGGGUCUCGAUCGGGGGAGAAGGGGCCAGGAACGCAGCGUCUCGGCCGGGGGAGAAGGGGCCAGGAACGCAGGGUCUCGAUCCGGGGAGAGGGGGCCAGGAACGCUGGGUCUCGGCCGGGGCAGAGGGGGCCAGGAACGCAGGGUCUCGGCCGGGGGAGAGGGGGCCAGGAACGCAGGGUCUCGAUCGGGGGAGAGGGGGCCUGGAACGCAGGGUCUCAGCUGGGGGAAUCAGUCGCUGA
Gopherus flavomarginatus (Mexican gopher tortoise) is the source of this 1232-nucleotide messenger RNA. Its product is annotated as collagen alpha-2(I) chain-like. The transcript is spliced from 4 exons. The coding region runs from base 186 to 1232 and encodes 348 amino acids. Lineage: Eukaryota; Metazoa; Chordata; Testudines; Testudinidae. The record is from RefSeq and is a predicted model, not a curated record.